AUGCUUCUUCGCAAUGGUGUAGGCCCGUUCAAAUGGGUAAAGACUGUAAGAUCGGAUCCGAUCGUAUGCGGAAUUGGAGCUUUUCUUGCUGCACCAUUUCUGCACCUCUUUCGUAUUUUUAUCUCUGUCAACAUCGUGACGGCAUGGAUUUGUAUAUUUAUCGCAAUCACAGCCGUAUGUUUCAUUUGGGCUAUCUUAAUGGAUCUGAUGAUGGACAUUAUUAUACCGCCACGUCGAAAUACUGCCAUCGCAUGGCAAAUGAUGAUCUCUCACGCGUUUGGAGACGCCUCAGGACCAUACAUCAUUGGCGAGAUUUCUGAUGCGGUACGAGGAGAUGAUACUUCACCAGGCGCCAAUUUCAAGUCGUUGGUUGCGUCAUUUCAUCUUCCCAAUCUUUUAUUGUUACUAAGUGCUAUUUUGUUUUUUUGUUCUGCAUAUACCUUUGUCAAUGACAAUAAGAAGUUCAAGAAAAUCAUGGCUUCGAUGGACGGCAUUCCCAUAUCAAAAGAGAGCGAUGUCUUUAAACCUGAUGCAAAACAGCUGGCAGCAGAAGAAAGAUUGGGAUCCACACAGUCUAGUCAUGACCAGUAA
This is a messenger RNA of Cylicocyclus nassatus, 591 nucleotides long. NCBI's taxonomy places the organism in Eukaryota, Metazoa, Nematoda, Chromadorea, Rhabditida, Strongylidae. The record is from the annotation of a GenBank genome assembly.